AGCCCAACCCAGUCCUGAGAUUUCUGUGACACAGCUGGUCCUGCUCUUUUUCCAAGAUGCUGUUUUGGCACAGCCAGCCGGAGCACCUGUGGCCCAGCCCUGGGGAACUGUACCCCGGGCCACCAAGCAGCUUGCUCAGGGAGGCCUUGCCCUUGCCCUACCUGAAGCAGGAAGAGCUGCCCAACAUCCCCCGUGCGGAACCGCCCUGCCCCGCCUUCCAGUACGUGCUCUGUGCAGCUACCUCGCCAGCUGUGAAGCAGCAGGAGGAGACCCUCACCUACCUGAACCAGGGCCAGUCCUAUGAGGUGAGGAUGCUCUGCAACCCCAAACUGGGCGAUGCCACCCAGGGGCCCCGGCUGCUGAAGAGUGUGGUGCGUGUGGUUUUCCACGACCGGCGCCUGCAGUACACAGAGCAGCAGCAGCUGGAUGGGUGGAGGUGGAGCCGGCCUGGGGACCGCAUCCUGGACAUAGAUGUGCCACUGUCCGUGGGGGUGAUAGAACCCCAAGUGCUACCCUCACAACUCAACACGGUGGAGUUUUAUUGGGACCCGACCAAGAGGACCUCCCUCUUUCUGCAGGUUCACUGCAUCAGCACUGAGUUCACUCCCAGGAAAAAAGGUGGAGAGAAAGGCGUUCCCUUCCGCCUUCAGAUCGACACUUUCAAGCCCAGUGACAAGGAGCUUUCGCCGGAGCACCUGCAUUCAGCUGGCUGCCUCAUCAAGGUGUUUAAGCCCAAAGGAGCUGACCGGAAACUGAAAACUGACCGGGAGAAGAUUGAGAAACAGCCCGUGCAUGAGAGAGACAAGUAUCAGACCGCCUGUGAGAGCACAGUCUUCAUGGAGUGUUCACCGUGGCCAGAGCCCAGUUCGGGACCCCACCCACCUCUGAGCCCUCUUGCUCUGACCUCCCCCAACUCCUGCAAGCUCCUGGCCCCAGAGAGGCUCUGCUCCUCACCACCAUUCGCCUUGGACACCUUGGGGGGCAGCCCAGCUCAAGAUCUGAACCCUGGAGCCUCCAUCCUAGAGACACAGCAGUGGUUGCAUCGGCACCGGUUCUCCAACUACUGUCGGUCGCUGGCCAAUUUCACUGGCACUGAUCUGCUGAAGCUUACCCGCCAGGACCUUAUCCAGAUAUGUGGAGCUGCCGACGGGAUCCGCCUUUUCAAUACUCUAAGAGCCAGGCCCAUCCGUCACCGGCUGACCUUAUAUGUCGCUCAGGAGGCCUCCAGGCAAGAGAACGAGGUUCCUAAGAACCCUGACUCAGGCUUUUAUCAAGAGAUCUCUCUGGAUGAACUCAGUGCUGUAGAGCUCAUGGGGAAACUGGCUGAACUGCUGGCCCUCCCAGCCAAUCAGAUCCACCGGCUCUUCCACCAGGGCCCUGGGGGCAUCCUCAUUCUCCUCAGUGACCAGGUGGUUCAGAAUCUUGAGGAUGAGUCGUACUUUGUGGCUGUGGUGAAGAAAGUGCAGAAUCCAGAUGGCUACUACCUGGUUCUGACCUAGGCCCAGGGGUGCCCUGCUGCAAGAGGAGGAGACUGGUGCCAGCCUUGGUUCUCUGGGGUCCUGUGCUCACCAGAAGCCUGGUUAAAAAUCCUCACCUGCUUCACCAGGCUUCAGGUGAAGAGCCAAAUCGUCAUGUGUCCUGCCCCUGGGGAGGAGACAGGCAGCCCCCAGGCUCACACUUCUUUCUGCUCAACAGCAAGUUGUUGGAACCCCUGAGACACAGCCUUCCCUGCUGAGCUGAGCUGGCCAAGCCUGUGAGGCAAAACCCCUGGCAAUGUGGAUAAGGAGCUUUUGCCCCAAGCAGUGCUGCUGAACCGAGUGCAUUAAUUCAUGUUUAUUUAAAAUUUAAUUCAUCCCCUUUAAAAGUAAAGAUAUAUGUAUUCAGUGUGUUGUCCAAUUCUCUUGGUGUUAUGGUCCUCUUGGGGAUAUGUCCCCUGCUUAAACUUACAGACCAGGGCAAGGGACGGAGUCUGGGACAGAGAUAGAAAUAAAUAAAUCAGACUGGAUUCUUUUCCCAAUUAGUUUGGGCAAAAACUAAUCACUAAAGCCUCCAAAAGAUUAUUCAACUAUUAAAUCGCUCUGCUUAUUUAAAACUUCAGUUCUAGAGACUUGGGAAUUACUAUAGCUAUUCUUGAACAAUGAGGCUAUAGGGCUUUAUUAUUGUUUAUUUAAGAAAUGUAGUUGAAUUAAAAUUAAUCUUUUAAUUUUUAGGUCUUAACAAAUCUUUCCCUAUAUUAAGGUAAAUAUAAUUUC
Messenger RNA from Eubalaena glacialis (North Atlantic right whale), 2252 nucleotides. RefSeq names its product transcription factor CP2-like protein 1. Gene Ontology annotation, molecular function: RNA polymerase II cis-regulatory region sequence-specific DNA binding; DNA-binding transcription activator activity, RNA polymerase II-specific. The record is from RefSeq and is a predicted model, not a curated record. The coding region runs from base 57 to 1499 and encodes 480 amino acids. The transcript is spliced from 15 exons. Gene Ontology annotation, cellular component: nucleus. Gene Ontology annotation, biological process: regulation of transcription by RNA polymerase II. Lineage: Eukaryota; Metazoa; Chordata; Mammalia; Artiodactyla; Balaenidae.